This is a messenger RNA of Dendronephthya gigantea, 976 nucleotides long. Its product is annotated as peroxisome biogenesis factor 10-like. The transcript is spliced from 8 exons. Bases 21 to 917 code for a protein of 298 amino acids. Lineage: Eukaryota; Metazoa; Cnidaria; Anthozoa; Malacalcyonacea; Nephtheidae. Gene Ontology annotation, molecular function: zinc ion binding. Gene Ontology annotation, biological process: protein import into peroxisome matrix. Gene Ontology annotation, cellular component: peroxisomal membrane. The record is from RefSeq and is a predicted model, not a curated record.
UAGAGCACCAAGGACUAAAAAUGCCUGUUAAAGCUGGACAAUCUGAAAUAAUUCAGGCCAGUCAAAAGGAUGAGGAAUACAAGUCCUAUUUUAGGAAUUCUCUGGGUGAAUUAUUUAAAGACUUAAGUGAAACACAGUCCUGGAUCAAAUGGAAAGAGGAAAUUGGACUAAUAGGAGAUAUUAUUUACUAUGGCGUGACUACACUUUCUGGUUACCAAACACUAGGAGAGGAGUAUUGCAGUUUAAUUCAGGUUGAUAAAACAGGACAAAGGAUUCCAACAAAAUGGCAAAGAAGCACAAUGAUUCUUACUCAAGUUGUCAUUCCGUACGUAAGCAAGAAAUUUAUAAGAAGACUUGAACAAACCUUGCAGUGUACUAGUACACUUGAUAGUCAGUCAAGAAUCAAGAAUAUAAUCCUAAUUUUACUGCCACUUCUGAAGCAAUCUAUAAAUGUUCUCCACCAACUCCAUUUGGCAACCUUUUAUUUUUCAAGUAUUUAUUAUGAUAUUGCAACUAGAGUGUCACAAAUUCAAUAUAUUUUGGCCCGUGGUGUAGUUAAAAAUGACUACUAUAGCCCUACUUACAGGGUUUUAGGCUGGGUAACAUUGUUACAUUUUAUCAUGUCUGUUCUUCAGCUUGCACAGCAAUCAAUAGAGAUAAUUCCCAAAAUCAAAGAUAUAAUGAAUAGCACACUGGAACUAGAAGUAAAAGCCUCUUCAAAAGAGAGUGACAUAAGAGAAUUUAAAUGUACCUUGUGCUUAGAAAGAUUACAUGACAUGACAGCAACAAUCUGUGGUCAUUUAUUUUGUUGGUAUUGUAUUAAUGAAUGGUGUAGAAAUAAAGCAGAAUGUCCUUUAUGCAGAGAAGAUUUGCAAACACAACAAUUAGUUUAUUUACAUCAUUUUCACCCUACAUGAAUUUCAAAUUAAAGUGUGUUAGGGUUCAUUGUUAUAUUUCUCCAUACUAUGAUGUUAUG